AGCGGCCAUGUUGCCUGGCAAUAAAAUUUGGUUGUCUAGGUUAUAUGUAAAACAUUUUGAGUGUUGUUAAGCUAAUUUUGAUUGCGAAAUGUAGGAAAUGUAGUUGGCAGUCUUUGAGUUAAACCACGUGGAAAUAUGUGAACGCGAGGCUACACCUAUGCUCAAACCGUCAAGAUGUCAGGUUCACCUGUUAUGAACUUGUUUGAGGAAAAUGAUUUGGUUAAAGUUUGUGCUCCCAUGGUUCGUUAUAGCAAAUUAGCAUUCCGGUCAUUGGUCAGGUUGUAUGGCUGUCACUUAUGUUUUACGCCUAUGAUUGUUGCUGAUUCUUUUAUCAAAUCAUCGAAGGCACGGAAUAAUGAGUUUACUACCAAUAAAGGUGACAGACCACUAAUAGUGCAGUUUGCAUCUAAGGAUCCAAAUGAUUUUGCAACUGCUGCUGAAAUGGUUGCCAGUUACAGUGAUGGAGUGGAUUUGAAUUGUGGUUGUCCACAGCGGUGGGCUAUAAAUGAAGGCUACGGAGUAGAUCUUCUAAAGAAACCACAUCUUAUUAGAGAUCUGGUGUUGCAAGUAAAAAAUAGGAUCCCAGGACCAUAUACAGUCUCUGUGAAGUUGCGCAUCAUGGAGGAUUUGAGACAAAGUAUAGAAUUAUGUAGGACUUUGGAAAAUGCUGGAGUCUCCUUCCUGACUGUCCAUGCCCGCACUCCUGUACAGAAGUGUCAGCCAGUAAAUGAGGAUGCACUACGUGAGAUAAAAUACAGUAUCAAAAUUCCACUGAUUGCCAAUGGAGAUGUGAAGAGUCUCGGUGCAGCAAAGUUGUUGCGUGAAAGAACUGAUUGUGAUGGUGUGAUGGCUGCUCGGGGCAUUCUCACCAACCCAGCCUUGUUUGCUGGGCAUUGUAUAACUCCUUUGGCCUGUGUGCAAGACUGGGUUACCAUUUCCACAGCAACAACGCCAUUUCAGUGCUUCCAUCAUCAUCUUGUAUUCAUGCUGGAAAAAGUGCUACCAAAAUCUGAAAGACUUGUAUUUAAUGUCAUGAAAACAAAGGAACUUGUUCUGGAUUUCUUGACAGAUUAUGGAAUAAGCUAUCAAAAUGAUACAAAGGAAUGUUCAGGUUAUGGUGCAAUAGAUUGUGAUUAUGAUCACAAUAAUGAGAGCCAAGGUAGUUUUUUCAAAGAGAAGCUCAGUGAUUAUUACAAAGAUGUACAAAUGGAAGAUUACUUAGAAAAUUUAUGUAGCCUGUACCAUAUGUAGUUUUUCAAUACUCAGUAUUCAUUAUUUUAAAGUAUUGUCGCGUGUUGGGUAUGUCACGUGACAAAUAACUUCACGUGGGUCUCGGAUUUAGUGAAUUUCUAUUGGACACUCACUCUUACACACCUUACAGUUAUUAUCACUUGUAGUAUCACCUGACUUCUGGCCCAAUACUCCAAUGUGACAUCUCAACUGUCCUCGAUAAUGGUUUUCCCAAGGCUGUCUUCUGUGCCUAUAUAGGUGUUAUGCGGACCAGAUAGAACUUACUGUAUACAAGGUUGUAUGUGAUGGUACAUGUAUGUGUAUUGAUUGAAGAAGUACAACAUGGUAUUAAAAUAUAACACAGUAAAGUAUUUUCAGUCAUUUCAGACAAGGCUGUAGUUACCUAUAUCAUUACUUUGUUUUGAAGAGUUAGAUAAAUCUAACAUGGAGAAUAUCAGAAGUACUUCAUCAUCAUCAUCAUCAGUAAUCUGUCAGACGACAGGUCCACAGUCUCUUCCAAAACAGUUUCUCCACUUAA
Molecule: messenger RNA, 1768 nt
Organism: Cryptotermes secundus
Lineage: Eukaryota; Metazoa; Arthropoda; Insecta; Blattodea; Kalotermitidae
Gene: Dus4
Product: tRNA-dihydrouridine(20a/20b) synthase [NAD(P)+]-like
Exons: 6
Coding region: 175-1251 (358 amino acids)
Molecular function (GO): tRNA dihydrouridine synthase activity
Source: RefSeq, a predicted model, not a curated record